AUGAACAAAGAUACGAAAAUCCUUAUUAUCGGCGCCGGUUGCUUCGGCACUUCAACUGCCUAUCAUCUCUCCCACCGUGGCUACACUUCUAUUCGUGUGUUGGAUCGAUAUGCGCCACCCUCAUGUGAGGCUGCAGCUACAGACAUCAGCAAGAUCAUUCGAAAUGACUAUAAUGAGCCGCUUUAUGCGAGAUUGGGACUUGAGUCUAUCGCUGCUUGGCGUUCGUGGUCGCUGUUCAAGGGUGUAUACCAUGUUCCCGGGUGGAUUCUGAGUGCUGCCAAUUUGUCAGUGCCGUUUGUGGAGGGCUCGAUUGAGACUUGCAACAACCUGGGUGUAAAGGGAAUCGAGAAACUGACCACUGAUCAAAUUCGCUCGCGUUUCCCCGUCGUCACCGGAAAACUGGAUGGAUGGAAUCUCAAUGUGUGGAAUCCGACGGCCGGCUGGGCAGCUGCUGGGCAAGCACUGGAGCGUAUGGCUAUCUCUGCCCAAAAAAGUGGCGUUGAAUAUGUGUCUGGAGAUACCAAGGGAUAUGUGCGACAAUUGAUCUACGAUGAAGGCACAGGAGAAUGCAAAGGAGCCAUCACAGCCGACGGCACCAGACACGACGCUGAUAGGGUGAUUCUCGCUGCUGGAGCAUGGACACCUUCACUACUGAAUCUCGAAGACCAGUUGACAGCCAAAGGCCAUGGUGUAGCGCAUAUACAACUCACGCCAACUGAAACCAAGCAUUAUGCCACAAUGCCGAUCAUGGACAACCUCGAGUUGGGCUACUUCUUCCCUCCACAAUCUGACGGCAUCUUCAAGAUGGCACAUAGCCAGUUCAUUACGAACACAUAUAGAGAUACCAACUCUGGCAUCACAACAUCAAUCCCACAUACGUUUGUUCAAUUCCCGACCGAUGGUCUUCCGCUCGAAAUCGAAGCCACUAUGCGACGCAAUCUCCGCCGUGUCCUACCGGAGCUGGCAGACCGGCCUUUCAGCUAUACGCGACUUUGCUGGGAUGCAGACACAGCUGAUAGGCAUUUCCUCAUCACGCCUCAUCCAGCUCAUAAGAAACUGUUUUUGGCAGCGGGUGGGUCGGCACACGGGUUCAAAUUCCUGCCGGUGGUUGGGAAAUAUGUGGUGGAUAUGCUGGAGGGAAAGCUUGAUCCUGAGGUUAUGGUGAAAUGGCAAUGGCGAGCUGGACAGAAGAUUGAAGCAAGGAACUUGGCCCAUAUGGAUUCGGAGCUAGAAUUGGUGGAGUUGACAGGUUGGAAAGGGAGACGAAUGCGUGAGCAAAGUCAUGCGAAAAUAUGA
Molecule: messenger RNA, 1296 nt
Organism: Penicillium odoratum
Lineage: Eukaryota; Fungi; Ascomycota; Eurotiomycetes; Eurotiales; Aspergillaceae
Product: NAD(P)/FAD-dependent oxidoreductase
Exons: 1
Coding region: 1-1296 (431 amino acids)
Molecular function (GO): flavin adenine dinucleotide binding; sarcosine oxidase activity; saccharopine oxidase activity
Source: RefSeq, a predicted model, not a curated record